CAACAAUGUAUUAAGGAUGGAAAGGAACAAGCCAAGAGCUUUACAAGUAUUAGCUUAUUUGAUCCUCACAACAACCCUGUGAGCCUAAAAUGACUAAUGUGUGAUCUCACUGGAAUAAAUGGCGUCCAAAGUGACAGAUGCUAUAGUCUGGUAUCAAAAGAAGAUUGGAGCAUAUGAUCAACAAAUAUGGGAAAAAUCUGUAGAACAAAGAGAAAUUAAGUUGAUUAGACUGGGGUUAAGGAAUAAACCAAAGAAAACAGCACAUGUGAAGCCUGACCUCAUAGAUGUUGACCUUGUAAGAGGAUCUGCAUUUGCUAAGGCAAAACCUGAGAGUCCUUGGACAUCUCUAACAAGAAAGGGAAUUGUUCGAGUUGUGUUUUUCCCCUUUUUCUUCAGGUGGUGGUUACAAGUAACUUCAAAGGUCAUUUUUUUCUGGCUACUUGUUCUUUAUCUUCUUCAAGUUGCCGCAAUAGUAUUAUUCUGUUCAGCUCCAGGCCCACAUAGUAUACCUCUGACCGAAGUUAUUGGGCCAAUAUGGCUGAUGUUACUACUGGGAACUGUACAUUGCCAGAUUGUUUCAACCAGAACCCCUAAACCUACUCUUAGCAGUGGGGGCAAAAGAAGAAGGAAAUUAAGAAAAGCAGCACAUUUGGAAGUACAUAGGGAAGGAGAUGGCUCUAGUACUACAGAUAACACACAGGAAGGAACAGUGCAGAACCACGGUACCAGCACACCUUACAGUAUUGGCGCUGUCUUCAGAGAACUCUGGCAUGCCGCUUUCUUUUUAUCAGGGUCAAAGAAAACAAAAAAUUCAAUUGAUAAAUCAACAGAAACUGAUAAUGGUUAUGUAUCCCUUGAAGGGAAAAAGACAUUUAAAAGCAGUGAGGAUGGAAUACAAAACCAUGAACCUCAGUGUGAAGUCAUUAGAUCAGAAGAGACAGGUUGGAGCACAGGAACAAUCAGGAAUACACCCAAUAGUCAGCAUAGAGACAACCAAAGGAUAAUCACAAAUGUCUCAGAUGAAGUAUCAAGUGAGGAAGGCCUUGAAACAGGAUACCCAUUACGUCGCCACAUAGACAGAGCCUCUGAAAACAUCCUCCGAAAUAGGAAGUCACAUCAUUAUAAGAAGCAUUAUUCUACAGAGGAUGCCCCUAAAUCGGGCACUAGUUGCAGCUCUCGCUGUUCAAGUUCCAGACAAGAUUCUGAAAGUACAAGGCCAGAAUCUGAAACAGAAGAUGUAUUAUGGGAAGACUUGUUACAUUGUGCAGAAUGCCGUUCAUCUUGUACCAGUGAGACAGAUGUGGAAAAUCCUCAAGUUAAUCCAUGUAUGAAAAAGGAGUAUAGAGACGAUCCUUUUCAUCAGAGUCAUUUGCCCUGGCUCCAUAGCUCCAAUCCAGGAUUAGAAAAAGUCAGUGCAAUUGUAUGGGAAGGCAAUGACUGUAAGAAAGCAGAGAUGUCUGUGCUUGAAAUUAGUGGGAUGAUUAUGAACCGAGUCAACAGCUACAUACCAGGCAUAGGAUACCAGAUUUUUGCAAAUGUGAUUUCUCUUGUCCUGGGUUUUACUCCAUUUGUUUUCCGACUUUCACAAGCUACAGACUUAGAACAGCUCACGGCAUAUUCUGCUUCAGAACUUUAUGUCAUUGUAUUUGGUUCUAACGAAGACAUCUUGGUUCUUUCUAUGGUUUUAAUAAGUUUUGUAGUUCGUGUAUCUCUUGUGUGGAUUUUCUUUUUUUUACUCUGUGUAGCAGAAAGAACAUAUAAACAGAGACUACUUUUUGCAAAACUCUUUGGACAUUUAACAUCUGCUAGAAGGGCUCGAAAAUCAGAAGUUCCCCAUUUCCGGUUGAAGAAAGUGCAGAAUAUAAAAAUGUGGCUAUCUCUUCGUUCCUAUCUUAAGCGUCGAGGUCCUCAGAGAUCAGUUGAUGUAAUAGUUUCAUCUGCUUUCUUGUUGACUAUUUCAGUUGUGUUUAUCUGCUGUGCCCAGUUGCUUCAUGUGCACGAGAUCUUCCUUGAUUGUCACUACAAUUGGGAACUGGUGAUUUGGUGCAUCUCUUUAACACUUUUUCUCCUAAGAUUUGUCACGCUUGGAUCUGAAACAAGCAAAAAAUAUAGCAAUACCUCAAUAUUACUUACUGAACAGAUAAACCUGUACUUGAAAAUGGAGAAGAAACCUAAUAAGAAGGAGGAACUGACACUAGUGAAUAAUGUUUUAAAACUUGCUACUAAAUUACUAAAGGAAUUGGACAGCCCCUUCAGGUUAUAUGGACUUACAAUGAAUCCGCUGCUUUACAAUAUUACCCAGGUUGUCAUAUUGUCUGCUGUUUCUGGUGUUAUCAGUGACUUACUUGGAUUUAAUUUAAAGCUUUGGAAGAUCAAAUCAUGACAAUGUAGAGAAGCGG
This is a messenger RNA of Gracilinanus agilis (Agile Gracile Mouse Opossum), 2399 nucleotides long. It is a transcript of the gene PHTF2, whose product is annotated as putative homeodomain transcription factor 2. Bases 119 to 2383 code for a protein of 754 amino acids. Gene Ontology annotation, cellular component: endoplasmic reticulum. The record is from RefSeq and is a predicted model, not a curated record. NCBI's taxonomy places the organism in Eukaryota, Metazoa, Chordata, Mammalia, Didelphimorphia, Didelphidae. The transcript is spliced from 19 exons.